CACGUGACGUCAGAUUUGGCUCUGCUUUCUUGUAUAGCGGAUAUGCUUCGAGGCGAACUCUGUUGUCCAAAAUUCGCAUUUCUGUUCGCUUAAACGCUUCAAGUUUUCAUUUCUCUCACCUUCUGGACACCACAAGUUAUUUGCGACGCCACAAGCUAUGUGAAGACCCUCAAAACCUCACAGAACCGCGCAGAAAGGGAAAGUUUUGUAGACCUUUGACCUGGUGCUGCUGGCCAAUGGGGAGGCAGAAUGAAGACACACCUCCAGCCACGUUGCUGCCGAUUGGUCUGCUGCUGUGCUGAUUGUUGAAGGCACGAAGCGGAAGAUGGCAGGGCCAGCCUUUGACCAGCUGCUGAGGCAUGUGGAGGCCCUACAGACAGAAAACAUGCACCUGAAACAGGAGCUGCAGGACAACUCGAGUCACUUGACCCAGCUGGAGAGUGAGGCCUGUACGAUGAAGGAGGUUCUCACACACAUACAGAAGGGACUGGACGAGGAGGAGAACCAACAGCCAGGAAACCCUACCUCAGAAAAUGGCUUGGACCCUGCAGCAGCUCAGUUGGGAAACGGCAUCCGCCUACGGAACAAACCAUUGCGGGCGUGGGGGAGCCACGAGGGUUCCCCGCAGCAGAGUAACCACAGCGCGUCCAACCACAGUGCCAAGUCCUCGCACACGUCCGCUGAAAGCACCUCCGCAAAACGGAAGCUGAUCGUCCAACCAUCGCGAGAGUAUCUGGAUGAGUUAGAGAAAGAGAGAGCUCGGUUGUUACAGGAGAUUGAGGUAGAGGAGAGAGAGAAGGAGCUGUACUACACAAAACUACAGAGUCUCACCAGCAGGAUAGACGUGCUACCUAUCACUGAACCGUACUCCCUUCAGAACGACAUGGCUCGGCGUCAGCUGGAGUAUGAGGCGAAGAAGCUGCGAGAUGAGAUGGAGGAUCGGCUGGGCGGGGUGGAAGAGAUGCAGGCCCGUGGAGAGGCAAAGGUCCAGCGAGUACGCAUGAUCGAGGCUGAGAUGCUGCGGAUCCAACAAACUCUCGCGCAGGAGGACAACUCUAAGGGACAUGUGGAGAGAAGAGACACGGGGUUAUGUGAGGUCAACGGGCACAGAGAGGCUGAUGGGAAGGAUGUGAAGACAGCUGACGCUGCCACCAACACUUCCCUGUCACAGGUGGUAGUGCCCAAGGCCCACACCAGAGACAGUGGCUUCUGCAGUGAUCCAGAAAACAUCUGGGUUGUUCCAUCCAAAACCAAGGGGGACGGCACACAGAUGGUUACCCGGGCAACGCAAACGGCAGAAGUCUAUAUCCACGACGGGCCGCCACCUUCCCAGCAUUCUCUAGAAAGGCUAUCCCAGAAUGUCUUGCAGCAGUCUUCCCAGUAUGCAAUGCAGCUUCCGCUGCAACAGGUGCUGCAGUCGCCGCACAGCCCACUGAUGGGGAAUCCAAAUUCUCCCCACUCACUGCCCGCCAAUCGGGUGGAGAUGUACUCAGCUCUGUACAGAGGAGGAUGGCCAUUGGACAAGCUGACAAAGCCGGGUACCCCCAGUGAGACAGCCAGCGUCAUCAGCUUCAACAGUAACUCUUCCUUUGGACCCAGGAGACUGGCUCCUCAACAACUAGGCACCAAGGUGGAGAUGGUAUACAGCCUGCUGUCCAUGCUGGGCACACACGACAAGGACGACAUGAGCCGCACUCUGCUGGCCAUGUCCAGCUCUCAAGACAGCUGCAUAGCCAUGAGACAGUCAGGUUGUCUGCCACUCCUGAUCCAACUUCUCCACGGGGCCAACGACUCGUCGUUGCUAGGCAACAGUCGCGGCAGUAAGGACGCGCGGGCCCGAGCCGCCGCCGCGCUGCACAAUAUCGUCCACUCCCUCCCACCUGAAGACAAGAGGGCCAAACAGGAGGCGAGAGUGCUGAGGUUGUUGGAACAGAUCAGAGCCUACUGUGACGCUGUCAGAGACUCUGACUCAGAAGAAGCUAAAGGAGGGCGUCCGAACCCAGCAGACCACCAGGUUGGGCCAGCUAUCUCUGCUCUCAUGAAGCUGUCCUUUGAUGAGGAACAUCGACAAGCCAUGUGCCAACUAGGAGGUCUGCACGCGGUAGCCGAGCUGUUACAGGUGGACCACGAGAUAAACGGCGACACGUUGGACCAGUACAGUAUCACCAUCCGCCGCUACGCAGGCAUGACUCUCACCAACCUCACCUUCGGGGACGGGGUCAACAAGGCCACGCUCUGCUCCAUGAAGAGCUUCAUGCGAGCGCUCGUGUCUCAGCUCAAGUCGAACAGCGAAGAACUUCGGCAGGUCACGGCGAGCGUGUUACGUAAUUUAUCGUGGAGAGCCGACCCGGGGAGCAAGAAGACUCUCCGAGAGAUCGGCUCUGUCGUGAUGUUAACAAGAGCGGCGAUGGAGGUGAAGAAGGAGGCAACGUUGAAGAGUAUAUUGAGUGCUUUGUGGAACUUGUCGGCACAUUGCACCGAGAACAAGGCCGACAUCUGUGCUGUGCAGACAGCGCUUGCCUUCCUCGUCAGCACACUGUCGUACAAAAGCCAGUCGAACAGUCUGGCCAUUAUUGAGAACGGCGGAGGGAUUCUGAGAAACGUGUCGAGCCACAUCGCAACGCGCGAGGACUACAGACAGGUCCUUAGAGACCACAACUGUCUGCAGAUUUUGUUAGACCAGCUUCGAUCGCACAGCUUGACUAUUGUUAGCAACGCCUGCGGCACGCUGUGGAACUUGUCCGCUCGCUGUGCAAAGGACCAGGAAAUGCUGUGGGAACAGGGAGCAGUGAGCAUGCUGAAAAAUCUCAUCAACUCCAAGCACAAGAUGAUCGCCAUGGGGAGCCAGGCUGCGCUACGAAACCUCAUGCAAGCACGCCCAGCGGUUUAUCGCAACUUGCAAGAUUCCUCGAGCAAAACGAACUCGCCCGGUUUGCACGUUCGCAAAAUGAAAGCCCUGGAGGCAGAAAUUGACCCGACGUUGACGGAAACCUGCGAAAACGUGGACAACUUAAGUCCGAAAGGUAGCCCCAGGAGGGGUAGCAAUGAGGCAGUGUCCUCACCUCUCACAAAACGAGGAACUCUGAGGGAUUUCUCCCCCACGUACGGGGAUGGGCCAGCCCGGUUGUCCUUACGGCGAAACAUGCAGAGAUUUGACAGCCACGAGAGUCUGUGCAGUAACAGUAGCAACACUUUUCCCCGCAGUUGGCGCUCGCAGUCGGAAGAACGGGACUUCAUUCGUGGUCGUGAAAGACACAGCUCCGGCACAAGCCGGUCCCGAGACUCCUCCCCACAGUACAGCUCCCACUCCUUAGAACGAACAAGAGAUGGCACCAAGCCCAAAUCUCGCACUGCAAUACAGAUCGCAAAGGUGGUAGAGGAAGUGUCGGGACACUCGAUUUCAAGCGGUACAGAAGAGUCGCACGAUGGCUCGCAGUCUGAGAACACAUGUCCUCGGUCAAACUCUGCCACGUUUGAUCACAGAUCACAUAUCCCCAUCGCCUCUGGUGCUACUAGAUCUCAGUCCUUCAGCCAAGAGAGAAGAGACUACUUAAAAAUGCACAGACGGCCGUCCAAUGAUAGUCUGAAUAGUAUAAACAGCGACAUUUACCCCAUGAGUCCAAACCUGAAGUACCCGUACCCUAAAGCCUCCAUGGACCAUUCCUACUCAGAAGAAAGUGCCCUGAACUCUGAAAAGGGGGGUAAGAUGAGCAAGUAUCCUGCCGAGCUGAGGAGAAAGAUCGAAAUCCAGGUGGAGAACUUUAACAAGAUGGACAACACAGACAUGGACACACCCAUUAACUUUAGUCUGAAGUAUUCAGACGAGGCAUUAACACCAGGUCGACGGAGUCCUACUGUAGAGGAAAUGUGCAGAAGAGAACAGGAGAACGAAGGAGGAUGUGAGGAACCAAUAGGAGCUGCAGGAAUGGAAAAUGGGAAUCACGGAAGCUUCGUGGAUGCUCACGCCACUGUGAGUAUACGUAGCGACAUUCCCAACAAGUACAGACUGACCUACAGCCAGUCCGAUCUCGGGGGGGACGACGAACCAACCAACUUCUCUCUACGCUACACCGAAGACACUGACGGUGAUCACAACGAUCAUGACAGUGGUGGAGAGUACUGUACAAAGUGUAAACCACCUCAGAACACUGGCAGACAACCUGAAACUCCAACCGGUGCAGGAAUGGGGUACAGGGAAGGCAGCCCCAAGUUCCCGAACAGUGUAAGAAAUAUGUACCAAGGGCAAGGAGCGAAUGAAGGCGAGAAGUCGUCUAGUGCACCAGGAAAGUUCUCCAGUCCAAGAAUGCAGAGACACCACCAGUCUCAACUGAACAGUCAGGUUCCUGUGUCAACAUGUCCAAAUCACGCAUCACAAGGGGGUAGGCCACAGCCUCUGUUUGUCAGUAGAAACAACUUCUCCCUACCCAAGGACACUAAUGUACAGGCUGGGAGUAACAUGUCACCCAGAGGGCCCAGGGAUAGCCCACGCAACAGCAAGGCUGUCCAUCCUCCCACAGCUGCAUUCCAGCAAGGCGGUGAUCAGAUGCGAAAUUCUUCCCAGGUGAACCCUAACCAACCAGCAGCAGCCAGCCCCCUGCCGUCUCAGUGGAAAGUUCACAAUCUCCACGACGACCCACAAACGUUUGCGGAGGAAGGCACCCCUCUCUGCUUCUCAAGGGUGAGCUCUCUCAGCUCUCUGCACAGUGAAGAAGCCGAUGAUGCGAAAGGAGAGGAAGAAAUGAGCCCCGAGAAGGAGGGCCCUCAGGAAAACUUCCAAGAAGACGAGGAGGAAAGUUCUGCCACAGGUCGGACUGAACUGUCCAACCACGACUCUGAACCAGAGGUUGAACCAGAAGACGAGAGUCCGACAUAUCACCAAGGAGGCCAGGAUGAAGAACUCGAGUCUCCAGAGGGAUACAAGGACGCACAAACACCUCCUGAACCCAAAAGCACCGAACCUGGCAGCCCAAAUCCCAUCGGUUGCGAGGAGACGCCACUCGUGUUCAGUCGCUCCAGCUCUCUCAGUUCCCUCAGUAGUUGUGAGAUGAAGUCCAUCUCCAGUUCUGUUGCCAGCGAGUUUCCGAGCCAUCGGGCUAGUGAAGUCGUCAGUCCUAGCGAUCUACCUGAUAGCCCCAGUCAGUCUAUGCCACAGAGCCCCCGGCACAAGAAGAAACUGCUGACUGAGCUAGGAAUCCGGCGCAGCACCCCCCAAGGACGGCAUGCAUCCCAACCCAGCUCAAGGCAAGUCAAGGGAAGCCCUUCCCAUUCUGUGGCACACGUACCCACCUCUCAGGCGUGCGAAGAUGCUCCGAUAUCCUUCGUAACUGAAGGAACCCCUCUGAACUUCUCCUGUUCCACAAGUCUGAGCUCUCUAACAGUAGACGAGCCGCACAUCAACAAGGAUGUAGACAUGAGAAGAACGAGACGGCAACUGGAGCCUGUCAAAGACGAAGAGGAGGUUGAGGAUGACGUGAAAGAAAGGAAGGUUCAGAGGGAGAGAAGCGUAGAGGAAGAAAACGCGCAUCGUGAAAGUUUUAUUGCGUCGGAAGCAGAUGAAAAACUGCUGGAUGAAAUCAUCAGUGCUGCCAUGCCCAAGAACAGUGCUUCUGGGAGGGAUGCGAGAAUUCUGGCAAACGCGAAGAAGCUUCUGAACAACCAGGCGGGGAAAUCGUCCGGCAGAGACACGCCGAAGUCCCACACGUCUUCGAGAUACGGAGGGCAGGAGGACACGAUGAGGAGGUACAACACCGAGGACACCCCGCUCAACCGCUCCAACGCCACAUCACUGAGCGACCUGAGCCUGAUGUCGGGAAUGGAGACAGGCGCCCGCGGGGAGGCCCAGGGCGAGUCUGAAGAACAUGAACAGAUGAGCCCAGAGGAUCUCAUGAAGUCUGAGUCCAGCUCCAUGCUGGAUGGCCAGGCAGAGGAGCUUCUAGCAGAGUGUAUCAACUCUGCCAUGCCCACGAAGAGCAGCAGGCCACCCCGACGCAGACAGAUCCCUCAGCCCAGCUCUGGUCACCUGAAAAAAGGCUCCAUGCUGCCUGUAAGGUCCAAGCCUGUUGCGAAGGUGCCUGCAGGGCAGAAUAAUCAGCUACGUGGUGCUGCAGGCAUGGUGUCCCCCAAAGCAAGGCUUCAACCUCAUACAAACAAGCUUAGCUCUGCACAGCCUUUCACACAUAACACAGGUAGCGCCCCAUCAAGACCGUUUUCCAACGAAGACUCCGUAAGGUGCUACAAGGAAGAGGGGACUCCCUUAAACUUCUCCACAGCCACUUCCCUCAGCGAUUUGACCAUAGACUCCCCGGACGGUGUGUCAGAGAGAGGGGGUGCAAGCAACAAAAUGAACAGCCAGCCGUUGCAGACAAGUAGCAGCACCCCUCUGGCAACAGCUGUCCCUCAGCCCAACCAUCCGCGGCAGAUCCCUAUCAGAGGGCCGAUGUCCAAAGGUAGCUCACCAUACGAUACCCCUCACACCUAUAACGUGGAAGGCACUCCGCUUUGCUUCUCUAGAAAUGACUCCUUGAGUUCACUAAGCUGUGACGAAGACGUCAGCUUCCAAAAAGAGAGGCAAGAGAUGAAACAGGAGUUGAACAAUUCCAGGGAUGGAGCGGCUGGGGAGAGAGGUGCAACUCCAAACAACAUGCAAGAGGGCGCCUCUGCACAGAAACAGAGCCUGAAAAAUGCAGCUCGACAGAACAAGACCGGCCAGUCUCCCUCAGGAAUCCCGCACAACCUCAAACUUGUCGGACAGAACAAAGCCAUGCAGAACAGAAUGGUUGAGGGUCAGAACAGACCACAGGUACAGAGAAACACACCAGAACAGGCUUCCUGUCAAAACAACAACUCAGCAGAGGCUAAUAACAAUACCACACAGCCACAGAGUGCGUGGAAGAAGCACGGUAAUGCCGUGGGUGGCGCGUACACGAGUAACUUUGCACGGCCUGAGAAGAACAAAGACACAAACUUACGCAAACCGUCGGAAGAAGUUCCGGUGAAGUAUUACGUCGAGGACACUCCCGUGUGCUUCUCACGAAAUUCUUCACUCAGCUCUCUGGACAGUGACAUGGAAGAAGAGAACGACAGGCCAGCCAAUCAGGAAGCUGCUUCUAAUCAUGUGGCCUCUGGCCAACCAGAGGAAGUAGCAGCCUCUGAAGAAGGCAGAAACAGAGAAGUUGCUCGCACCUUCCAAGUAGAGGACACACCAAUUUGCUUCUCAAGAAAUAGCUCCUUGAGCUCCUUAAGCAUUGACUCAGAAGGAGAAGAAGCUCUGUUAAAGGAGUGUAUCAGCUCAGGGCAACCCAAACACAGUCAGAUCACCCGAGCAAAGAGGAGAACAGACUCGUCUCAACCUCCAGCUGCUUCACAAGAACCGGCAUCUUCUCACCAGGCAAAGAAAGGGAAAACUUCCGGCAAAAGCGCAAAACAGAACGCGUACGAGAAAGGAGUCCCGAAUGGUUCUUCUUCUCCGAGUCCAUCGCCUAAGGAGUCCCCCGCCCUCCCACCAGCGUCGCCUCUGACUGUAGAAAACCUUCGCCUUCUGAACGGGAACGCUGAACGCCCAGAAGUUCCCGCAGACAUCCCUUCAGACUCCUCAAACCGCUCCCUUCCCAGCGACUCGGAAAUGAAACACCCGGCACGACCCAGGAUAGUCAAACCCACUGAUAAAGACUCAAUGGAGGCAAAAAGAAAGGAAGAGUCGGCAAAGUCUGUCAAGGGGAAGAAAAAGGUGUACAAAAGCCCCAUGUCUCGUAUGAAAACUGACAGCCCCAGAGCAAAAGAAAAGUCAUUUGUGAUAUCUAGGGAAAGCCCUGCUACUCCAAGAGAAAAAUCAUUUGUGGUUUCGAAAGAAAAGUCGUUCAUCAUUUCAUCCGGUAAGCCAGCCGGCAGUACCCCUUCUAAAUCACCAGCAAGGCCAAGUACAACAGUUAGUCCACCGGGAAGAACUACUCAAAAGAAUGUGGUUUCCAGAAGUCCUGCUGCUAAGGAGCAGGGGUCGAGGUCGACCAGGUUGUCCUCUCCGAAAACAAGUCCUCGCACUGGUGUGACGUCGAGAACGCCGCCCAAAGCUUCUCAACCACCAAAAGCUCAGACUCCGCAGCAGAGAAGGAUGGAAGCAGGAAGGGGGAAAGAGAUGGCAGGCAAACGUGUGGAAAGCCCUCGUGGCCGCCCAGGUGCACAGAGUAAGGUUCCAUCCGGUGUACGGUCGCCGGCGAAAAUGUCUCCUCUCAAACAACUGGGAAGGAAAGGCUCGGCAGAAGGGGACAGGCCAGCACUUGUGAAACAGUCCACCUUUGUAAAAGACGCCCCGACCCCGUCUUUGCAGAAACAGAUGGAACAGGCAGCAAAAAACGACGCUAGCCAGCUGAAGAAGGAGGCAGCUGGUAGCAAGAAGGCACCGAAGAAGGCUCCUUCUAGUGAGUCGCUAAGGGAGAUGAGAGGAAAGCCGACACAAAGAGCUACCCCUCAAAAGACUCAGUCGAUCGACUCAUUAGUUAAGAGCACUCGCGCCGGGUCACCCCACCUCCGCGGCCCCCCCAAAAUGCCUUCUGCUGACUCCAUCAGAGGGACGAAGUCAACUCCGAAAAAGUCUUUCUCUCGGGCGGAAUCUACAGAGUCUUUGAAAAGUAACUCAUCAGCAGCCUCCAAAUCUAGCAGGUCUAGUGGUAAAAAGGGGCCGUUGUCAAAAGUCGGGGCCGCAAAAGAACCGUGGAAAAGGUCGCUAAACAACUUCCUCUCUCACGGUGAGGAAAAAUCAGGCACCAGUGCGAAGCAAGCUUUGGAGAAUCGCGAAAAACAAGACCCAAAACCCAAAAUGACAAGAAGCGGUACACUGGUGUUGUCAAAGGGGCCGGAAAAUGAGUCUAAACCAGCUUCAAGGGCAAACUCCUGGAGGAAGAUUCCAUCUGCAAUAGGAGGGGACAUCAGUACCGAACAACUGAGCCUCAAAACGUCCAGUACCUUCAGUAUCAGCCCCAAUAGUGCACACGUCAAAGGGCCGCUGGAAGAACAGGUGCAACAGCAAGUCACAGAGCCAGACAGCGACAGUGGGGACAGCCCAGAUGAGGAAGAAGACCAUCUCGCUGUGCUGGAAGCAGAGUUAGAAACAGAAGUUAAUGAGGAGGCUGAGAUUUCUAUCGAAAAUGAAACAUUCGUGGAGCUGGACAGUCCAACAAGGUCUACAGCAAGUAGCGAGUUUACCAUCUCAAUAGAGGAAAAGACUGUGACUAGGAACAUACAAGUGUCGGGGAGAGCCGGUAAGGCAGGGAGUGGGGCGGAUACACCUGAUGAUAUUGAGGAUAUCUGGGUCCGAAGGGAUGAAGGGUUCGAGAACAUCGUACAGCAAGAAGCGCUACUGUUAGCGCAGGAGCUGGAACAGAUGGCGCUGGAACGGUUAGACCAGGAGAGUGAAGGAGAAGCAGAAACACUGGAGGAAACGGAGAAAGGGAAUGAGAGAGAGGAAGCAGAGAGAGAUAGUUCUGGGGAAGGAAGGAAGCAGCAGUCGGGAGGGAUGGGGUUUAGGAAGAGUCCGAACUGCUCGCCUGCGGAUUCAGACAGACCCGAGGGGCUCCCGUUUGGACGAUCGCGAACACCGCCGCUGAAUAGCAGUAAGAACUCGUCCCCAUCCUCUGGCAACUCAGCUACAGCCCUGGUGUCACCGUUCAACUAUAGUCCACCCAAACACGACAGGGAGGCAGCCGGGAGGACCUCCAGGAUUCCCAUGGCAACGGUCGCCAGGGGCAGCCCCACCCAGCAACGGCAGAGGAAGGGCCCGGGAGAGUCCACUUCAGAGGGGAGCGAGAAGGCAACUUACCUUGUCACAUCUGUCUGAGGUUUCAGUGGCGGGCUGUGACAAGGCAAAUUGCCUUCAAGUUGUCAGGAUUCUGAAGUUUAAGAACUUAAUGGACAUUGAUAGCGACUCUCUAGUAGAUAAAGUCAUGAAUGGUUCAGUUCUCAAACCUACAGAUAAUGACGCUCCAUGUAUGGCAAACCAAGACUCUCUGACAAAAUCGUAAUGUUUGUCAAUAAUGUGCUUGAGUUGAAAGUUCAGAUUGUAGUGCAGUGAAUGCAAUGCAACAUUACUGUCACACAAAACGCAAUCACUUGAAGCUGAAAUUUUGCAAUGAUGUUUAUAGUAUUUCAUAAGGUCACACCAGAAUCUACCUGUAUCAAAUUAAAGUUUUGACUUCCCUGCAAUGUUUGUACAGUAUUAUUAGAGCUGCUUAUUGUAGUUAGCUCCUGAAGGACAACAGUAUGUUUAUGUAAAUGCUGGAAGUAUUAUGCAUUUGACAAGAAGCCACAACAGAUAGCAGAUGACAUGACAGUUUUUUUGUACGUUUAUUACGAAGAAGUGUAGAGCACUGUUUAGUUGGAGACUUGUCCAUAUGAAAAGAACAGGAUGCAAAUAUUUAGGGGUUUGUACAUAACCCAGAUUCUUUGUGUCAAAAUUCAGUGAAUCUCCUUUUGGUUUCUACAUAUUUUGUACUCAACAUUCACAUAUCUUGUGAAUUAAAAUAGCAUUUCCUACAAAAAAAGCUCUCAGAUUUCUAGUUUGAAAAAUGUCUGUAUGUAGACUUGUAUUCCAUCACCCCUAGAUGAGUCUUUGUAUGUCUGCAAAAAAAUGAUAUUCACUCAAGAACGCGACGUCUCACAUGUGCCUGUUAGAACCACUUUUAAUUCCUCUUGCAAAUAUACAAUGUAGAUAGACUGCUUUGCUACGAGAUAGUUCGGAUAGAACUGAUGCAAUUGUGCCAAUCAUGUAUUAAAUCAGCGCUUUUCUGGGAAAACAAGAUAAGGUGGCAAGACUAGGUCUACAGUAGCCUUGUACAAGUAUUUGCUUCAAUAUAUCUUCAUGUGAAGAAGUAAGAAAGUCUUUAAAAAAUCCCUUUUUUCUUGAUGUCUUGCCUCCCUACUUUGUUUUUCUCUGAAAUAGCCAAAUUUACAAGAAAUCAUGAAAAAAAAAUCAUGAUGACAAAAAUUAUCUGUAAGAAUGUGGAAAAAAUAUAGCAUGAUUCCCUAUAUGUACUGCAUUUUUUGUUUCUCCCGCUCCCUUUUGUAUGAUUUUUUGUUGAGAUUAUUUUCCUAUGAUGCUAUAUGUACAUUUUGCUGGUGUCGGACACAUUUGACUGACUGUAAGAAGAGGAAACAAAGUUGUUGUAUGUAUGUUGUCUGUACAGUCUACCAUGUUCUGGACAUAUAACUUAUUGUCGCAGCAAUAUAAUAAAAAUGCUCAUUUGAACAUUCUCCUGUUCUUUCGUUUAUAGAUUCCUUAGGUUUAUAAGAACUUAUAACAAAGAGGCUGUUUAGGUCAGCAAAUCUAUU
Branchiostoma belcheri (Belcher's lancelet) is the source of this 11319-nucleotide messenger RNA. RefSeq names its product adenomatous polyposis coli protein-like. The transcript has 15 exons. Gene Ontology annotation, biological process: cell migration; positive regulation of protein catabolic process; Wnt signaling pathway. Bases 326 to 9829 code for a protein of 3167 amino acids. Gene Ontology annotation, cellular component: catenin complex; cytoplasmic microtubule; beta-catenin destruction complex. The record is from RefSeq and is a predicted model, not a curated record. Gene Ontology annotation, molecular function: beta-catenin binding; microtubule binding; gamma-catenin binding. NCBI's taxonomy places the organism in Eukaryota, Metazoa, Chordata, Leptocardii, Amphioxiformes, Branchiostomatidae.